This is a messenger RNA of Dendrobium catenatum, 2533 nucleotides long. Its product is annotated as glucan 1,3-beta-glucosidase. The coding region runs from base 1329 to 2324 and encodes 331 amino acids. Gene Ontology annotation, biological process: carbohydrate metabolic process; cell migration; establishment or maintenance of cell polarity. Gene Ontology annotation, cellular component: actin cytoskeleton; cytoplasm. The transcript is spliced from 5 exons. NCBI's taxonomy places the organism in Eukaryota, Viridiplantae, Streptophyta, Magnoliopsida, Asparagales, Orchidaceae. Gene Ontology annotation, molecular function: hydrolase activity, hydrolyzing O-glycosyl compounds; actin filament binding. The record is from RefSeq and is a predicted model, not a curated record.
AGGCCAUAGCUGAAGAACUUCAAGCUCUUGAGGAUAAUCAUUCAUGAGAGAUUGUUCACUUAUCUCCAAAUAUUAAAGUCAUUAGUUGCAAAUGGGUUUACUUAAUCAAAUUUUAUUCUGAUCUUACCUUGGAUUGCUACAUGUUACUUUUAGUUGUCAUUAGUAACAUUAAAGAAUAUGAGAUUAACUAUGAAGAAAAUUUUACUUCUAAAGUGAAAAUAACUAAAAUAAGAAUGAUUGCCUCAUGGUUGCUUCAUAAAAAUCGCCGCUGUACCAAAUGGAUGUUAAUAAAAUGCCUCUAUUUGUCGUGAUCUCAAGCAGAAAAUUUACAUGGCUCUUUUGCUUUGUGUUUUGCGAAAAAAUUUACAUCUAUUGUGAAAAAAACUAAAAUAAGAAUGAUUAUCUCAAUUGUUGCUUUAUAAAAAUGGUCACUUCAACAAAUGGAUGUUAAUAAUGCCUCUCUUGGUGGUAAUCUUAAGGAGGAAAUUUACAUGCCUUUUCUACUUUGUGUUUUGCCUCUUCUCCUAUAGAAGUUUGAGGAUUGAAACAGGUGCCCUAUGCAUGGUUUGAUAAAUUUUACUCAACCUUACAUUAUUUAUCUUUUAAAUAGAGCCAAUAUGAUUUAUCAUUAUUUCUCUAUAAUACAUCUAAUUGGAUUGCUCAUUCUUUGGUUCAUGUUGAUGACAUCAUUAUUACUGGAAAUUUUUUUCUCUAAUUAGUCAUCUACUAUAUCUUUAGGGAAUAUUCAAAAUGAAAUAUUUUGGUGCUCUUAUAUUUGAGGUUUGGAGAUUCGCUCCAAUUUCUCAAGCACUUUCCUGAACCAACAUAAGUAUGCACAAAAUCGGAUUACUUUGGUUGGCCUCUAUAAUUCUUCCUUUGCGGAUACUCCAUUAAAAGUAAACAAAAAAAUAUUAUUGUAAGGAAGACGAUCUUCUUCCUUAUCCACUAUAUUUAGACAAUUAAUAAAAACUUAAACUAUUUGAUAAUUCUUCGAUCUUAUAUUUUCUUAGUAGUUCAACAAAUAAGUCAAUUUAUUCAAAAAUCUCGUCACUUACAAUUGGUUGUCGGUCGUUGAAUCAUUUGAUAUGUUAUAUGGACGCUGAGCCAUGGUUUGUUCUUUCCACUUGGUUCUUCUCUUCAUCUUGUGGUAUAUAAUAAUGAGUAUUGGACAAUGUGCUCUACUACUUGAUAGUUAAUGAUAGGUUAGUGUAUAUUUCUUGAUAAUUCAUUGAUCACAUAGAAGAGUAAAAAUAAAUCUCACGCAUCUAAACAUUCUAUUGAGUAUUACCACAUAAUGUUUGCCACAUGUUCAUAGAUUAUCUGGCUUCAUGUUUUUCUCAGAACAAUCCCACCCAUCUUCAUUUGAUCUACAGAACCACAGGCACACUUUUGUCACUGCAGAAGAUUUUUCUUUCCUAUCCGAGCAUGGUAUAAACACCGUCAGGAUUCCUGUUGGAUGGUGGAUUGUACAGGACCCAGAUCCUCCAGCUCCAUUUAUUGGAGGAACAUUGGCAGCUCUGGACAGAGCAUUCUCCUGGGCAGAGGUCUAUAACAUCAGGUGCAUCAUUGAUCUCCAUGCUGCACCUGGUUCCCAAAAUGGAAUGGAACAUAGUGCUAGCAGAGAUGGUUCUGUUAACUGGCCAUCGACAGAGUACAUCACACAGAGUCUGGAUGUUAUUGAAUUUUUAUCUUCAAGGUAUGCAGAUAAUCCAGCUCUUUUGGGUAUUGAGCUAUUGAAUGAACCUUCUGCAGCUGCAGUUCCAAUAGAUAUUCUUGUAUCAUAUUACAAAAGUGGGUACCAAAUUGUUCGGAACUAUUCUUCUACAGCAUAUGUUGUAGUUUGUCAGAGGAUAGGCAAUGCAGACCCCAUGGAGCUAUAUGAAGCCAACAUUGGGGAUACAAAUGUUGUGGUAGAUGUACACUACUAUAACCUAUUUGAUGCUUAUUUUGUUGAUCUAAAUCCAUUACAAAAUAUGCAAUUCAUUUACGACAGCAGGGUGCCACAGUUGCAGGCACUAAACAACGCAAAUGGACCUCUCGUCUUUAUCGGUGAGUGGGUGAAUGAGUGGAAUGUGACAAAUGCUUCUCGAAGGGAGUAUCAAAUAUUUGGAAGCACUCAGUUAGAAGUUUAUGACACUGCUUCUUUUGGUUGGUCAUAUUGGACACUCAGAAGUGAAGAAAAACAUUGGGACUUCGAGUGGAGCAUUAGGAACAAAUACCUUGUGCUUAAUAAUUCUUGGAAGAAUGGCCUUAGCAGCUGUACCACGCUUGCUGUGAUCGUUUGGGCAAUUAUUUUGGCGUUCUAUGGAUCUUUGUUGCUCUAACCACACGACGCAAGGAGUUCAUCAGAACCCAGCAGAAAAUUACUGUGAACGUCGAUUCUUUCUUAUUAUUCUUUUGCUAUUCAUUCAUGGCUGUUGACCUGAAUAAAUUUUCAUAUUAAAAAUAGAAUAUUGAAAGAUAUUGAAUAUUUCUUGUAAUUUUAUUUUCAUAAAUGAAAGUUAUUUCUGUAAUAUUGUUGGCUCUAUCUACA